Messenger RNA from Sclerotinia borealis F-4128, 936 nucleotides. The record is from the annotation of a GenBank genome assembly. NCBI's taxonomy places the organism in Eukaryota, Fungi, Ascomycota, Leotiomycetes, Helotiales, Sclerotiniaceae.
AUGUUCUCCCGUUUCUCACAAUUAGCAAGACAUCUUUCUCGUCCUGGACCAAAUUACGCUCACACGUCUGCGGCUGCUUCUACUUUUACGAAUAGAGUCAUGACAUCAUCAUCUGCGGACGAGCGAAAUUCGAGAACGAUUCAUACGGCGGCUUGUUUGAUUAUUGGGGAUGAAGUACUUGGGGGGAAGAACUUAAAGCGGAUCGAGGUUAUUGCAGAUGAUGAGGAUGAAAUCAUUGAAGCUGUUAGACGCAUGUCAACCAACUAUGAUUUCGUAGUAACAUCUGGAGGAAUUGGUCCCACACACGAUGAUAUUACCUACCAAUCCAUAGGUAAAGCAUUUGGACUUAAGUUGAAGCUUCACCAAGAAGCAUAUGAAAAGAUGAAGAAAUUAUCAAAACCUCACCCAUCUCAACCAAACUUCAAUUGGGACGAGGAAUCUCCUGCAAAGAAAGCCAAGCUUCGAAUGGUGGAAUUACCAUUAGAUGAUUCUCGAGAGUUAUCCAAGCAGGUGAUAUUCCCCUGUGAAGAUCUUUGGGUUCCAGUCGCGUGUAUCAAUGGCAAUCUACAUAUCUUACCCGGUGUUCCUAGACUGUUUGAGAGAUUAUUGGAGGGAUUGAAACCUUCUUUACUUCCUCGAUUGACAGAUCCUGAAGGCAAGGGUAUUUGUAGAAUAUUGAUCUCGACUCCCAUGUCCGAAAGUGCUGUUGCGCCAUAUCUUACCGAACUCGCGGCAAAGGUAGAACCAAAUGGUAUCAAGGUUGGAAGUUAUCCUAGAUGGGGAAAGACGCACAAUACCGUCACUCUAGUCGGAAGGGACCAGGAAUAUUUAGAGAGCUUAAUUGCUGAAGUGGAGAAGAAUGUCGAUGGACGUCGUAUCUCGGUAGAAGGAGAAGAUGAUGCCGAAGGCGAACAUACGGAGUGCGAUCUUACCUAA